CCGCGCUCCGCCUGUGGCUGGGCUGCGUCUGCUUCGCGCUGGUGCAGGCGGACAGCCCCUCAGCCCCAGUGAAUGUCACCGUCAGGCACCUCAAGGCCAACUCUGCAGUGGUCAGCUGGGACGUCCUGGAGGAUGAGGUCAUCAUCGGGUUUGCCAUCUCUCAGCAGAAGAAAGAUGUGCGGAUGCUCCGCUUCAUCCAGGAGGUGAACACCACCACGCGAUCGUGUGCGCUCUGGGAUCUUGAGGAGGACACAGAGUACAUUGUGCACGUGCAGGCCAUCUCCAUCCAGGGCCAGAGCCCAGCUAGCGAGCCUCUGCUCUUCAAGACCCCACGCGAGGCUGAGAAGAUGGCGUCGAAGAAUAAAGACGAGGUGACCAUGAAGGAGAUGGGGAGGAACCAGCAGCUGCGAACAGGCGAGGUGCUGAUCAUCGUGGUGGUCCUCUUCAUGUGGGCAGGUGUUAUAGCCCUCUUCUGCCGCCAGUAUGACAUCAUCAAGGACAAUGAGCCCAAUAACAACAAGGAGAAAACUAAGAGUGCAUCAGAAACCAGCACACCAGAGCACCAGGGCGGGGGUCUCCUCCGCAGCAAGAUAUGAAGCCUUUUCAGUGUGCGCUCUGAGCAGCUCAGGAGACAGUAGAGAAUGUGAGAGGACCUCGUUGUUCUGAUGAUGACUGUCCAACAAAUAUCUGGCCCUCUCUGCAUCUCCUUCCCCGUCCAUCUUCUCCUAUCAUCGGGCUUUACUAUCUUCUCUCUUGGCUUCUCUCUUUCUGAUGUCUUGUCCUGAAGCCUCUCAUUAACCCUUAACUCCAGGAGCACCUCAACAACGCCAGUGGCCGAGGCUGCACCCAGAGACAGAACUGUGGAAUGUGAGAGAGCCAACCCAAGGGAGGUCUUGGCUGUGGACAGACUGGGUGCCAGGGUUCUCAGUCCAGGACUCAUGUCUUGGCCACUCAGCUUGACCAAAGGCUGUGUGUGAAAGGGCAGAGGUGACUUCCAGGCAGAGCUAUUCUUUUCUUCCUGUGGGGACAAGAGCCUGGCAUUUGGGCUAUAGCCCUGCUGGUCCUUCUCUCCUCUGCCCGGUUUCCCAUCUUGCAAGAAGUUUAUUCAACCAGCUCUGGCCACUUCUCUUGUUUGGUCCCUUCCCAGUUUCCAAACAAGCCCUCAGUGAACAUCAUCAAAGUGUGGCUGGCCCCGUCUGCAGGGGGAGGCUUUCAUUCUCUGCUGGUCCCUGUGUCCUUCCUGGGCACAGGGUGAACGUUGACUAAAGUGGUGGGGGCACAGCUAGCCACAGUUCCUCUGCCCCAUCUUAGUCUGAUGAUGGAGGCUGAACUAUAAACCCAAAUUCUGCAAAAGCCAAAAAACCAAACAACAAAGAAAAAGCCACAAAGCUAGAAGGCCUGGUCUGCACUCUGGAGGAGACAACACCAUGCUGCAUGAGACCCAGCCUCCCACCUCCCACUUCUGGACUGGCUUCCUCUUUGAGAUAAUGUGCAAAGCUCUGGGAGAGAGCAAGCACCAAGAGUGGCUUGAGCUGUGUCGGUUCAACCAAGUGCUCCAGAGAAGCUGUGGAGCUGCCUGCUUCUCAGGGUCCUGACUCCAUCAGGCCCUUUCUAGCCCAGUCAGAAAGGACAUCUGCGGUGUGAGGCACACCUUUGCAAUGCGUGUGAUGUUAUUGUUUUGCCGCUUGGAAAACAGUCAGAGGGCUGCACUCCAGAGGGCAGAGGCUUCUGCGGAGGCCUGAGCUGAUUGCUGGUGUCUUCAGUCUUUGCAGUGAUAUCAGGACGGAUUCUGAGAAGACCUGGAAGGUGGUGUCUCAGCACUGCAGCAGCGUCAGCUUGGGAAACCGGAAAGGGCACAUCUAUAGCCUACACCCUAGGGGCUGCUGAGCGACCUGCUGGAAAGCCAUUCACCAGGCAGAGAGCAGCUUUGCUGUCACUACUGGCCCCUGAGUCUUUGGAUCUUGCCGUCUCAUUCAGGGUCCUAUGAAAGUUAUCCAGGGUUCUCAUGCCCUUCCCUAGAGCUUGAAGUGUGAAGUGACAGCUAGUUCUCCCUGUUACCUAUUCUUUUUCCUCUCCUCUGCCCCUUUCUUUUCUCUUUUUUUCUUUUUUUUUUUUUUUUUUUUUAAAAAAAAAAGGUGCUUGAUGAGGCAAGCGGACUUCUCUGGGAUAUGCACCAUGGCUGCCAAAUACCUGCCUGGGAAAAGUAGACUCUACAUCUUCCAUUGUUGGCUAAGGUCAUGUAGGAGGCUGUUCCCAGCACAUAGCAGGUGCUUGGUCAUUAUUUGUUGUACUGAAUGAUGCACACUGGUGCCCAAGUCAGAGAGCUGAAAGCCAUCACCCAGUGACUGCCCCUUCAUUUGGGUCUAUAACAGCUCUCAGGACUGGAUCAGCCACCACUGCUUGCUCCAAGUGUGGCGGCACAGGAGAGACAGAUCAGGGCAGAUGUCAGCAAAACAAAGGGCUUCCUCCUGGGAGGGCAUGAGGUUCCACUCAUUGUCUUGUGACUUCCAUCCCUGCUGAAUGGGGCUGCAAGGCCAAGGCUCCUUAAGAAAGGUCCUUACCUCGAUCCAGUUAGAGCAAUAACCACUUUUUAAAUGUAAAAUAAAGACAAAUGAAAAGGCA
Myodes glareolus (Bank vole) is the source of this 2622-nucleotide messenger RNA. It is a transcript of the gene Fndc5, whose product is annotated as fibronectin type III domain containing 5. Gene Ontology annotation, molecular function: protein binding. Gene Ontology annotation, biological process: positive regulation of brown fat cell differentiation. Lineage: Eukaryota; Metazoa; Chordata; Mammalia; Rodentia; Cricetidae. The record is from RefSeq and is a predicted model, not a curated record. Gene Ontology annotation, cellular component: extracellular region; plasma membrane.